Diversispora eburnea is the source of this 189-nucleotide messenger RNA. NCBI's taxonomy places the organism in Eukaryota, Fungi, Glomeromycota, Glomeromycetes, Diversisporales, Diversisporaceae. The record is from the annotation of a GenBank genome assembly.
AUGUCGAAUCAAAAUCUAGUAGAUCUAAUAACUAUUAAUUCGCUUGCAGAAAAUAAUGGUGCUGAUAGCCAAUUCUAUCUUGGGGAAUACUUUUAUGAAGGAUGUGGAACUAAGAAAGAUAUUGUAAAUGCUAUCUACUGGUUAAAUAAAGCAAACGAAAAUGGGAAUUCAGAGGCCAACGAUUUUUAG